UAUUUGGAAAUUAAACAGCAAGUCUUCACAAAUCGACAAACAUGGCGAUGCACGUUCCCAAGGCACCGGGCUUUGCCCAAAUGCUCAAAGACGGAGCCAAGCACUACAGUGGCUUAGAUGAAGCAGUGUAUAGAAAUAUAGAAGCUUGUAAGGAGCUCGCUGCUACCACCCGUUCAGCAUUUGGACCUUUAGGUCAAAGUAAGAUGGUUAUAAAUCACAUAGAAAAGCUGUUUGUCACAAAUGAUGCAGCGACAAUCUUAAGGGAGUUGGAGGUUCAACAUCCAGCAGCCAAACUGCUGGUCAUGGCAUCCCAGCAACAGGAACAGGAAGUAGGGGACGGCACAAACUUCGUACUCGUAUUUGCAGGGGCACUACUGGAAAAUGCAGAGAUGUUGAUUAGAAUGGGACUGUCAGUCACAGAAGUCACCGAGGGAUAUGAACAAGCGCUGAAGAAAGCCCUGGAUAUCCUCCCAGGACUUGUUUGUGGAGAGCAGAAGAACCUUAGGGACAAAGAGGGCAUAGUGUCAGCCAUCAAAACAUCAGUCAUGAGCAAGCAAUACGGCAACGAGGACUUCAUUGCAGGUCUCAUCGCUGAAGCCUGUCAGUCUGUCCUCUCACAAAAGCUGCAAUUUAAUGUGGACAAUGUUCGAGUGUCCAAAAUUCUGGGGUCAGGUGUUCAUCAAUCAGAAGUUAUUCAGGGAAUGGUGUUCAAAAGAAACGUAGAGGGAGACGUCACGAAGGCUGAGAAAUGUAAAAUCGCUGUGUACUCCUGUCCCCUGGAUGUUCUGCAAACAGAGACAAAGGGAACAAUAAAGAUAACAAGUGCUGAAGAACUGAUGAAUUUCAGUAAGGGAGAGGAGAACCAAGUGGAGGAGCAAAUUAAGGGCAUUGCCGAGUCCGGCUGCACUGUGGUGGUGUCAGGGGGUAAGGUCGGGGAGCUGGCUCAGCAUUACUGUAACAAAUACAAACUCAUGGUGGUGCGUUUGAUGUCCAAGUGGGAUCUGCGACGUCUGUGUCGUUCUGUAGGAGCCACGCCUUUACCUAGGAUUACCCCACCCACGGCAGAUGAGGCUGGCUACUGUGACAAUGUAUAUAUAGAUGAGAUCGGAGACACUGCUGUUAUUGUCUUCAGACAAAAGGCAGAAGAGAGUGCUGUGGCCACAAUAAUGAUCCGAGGGUCCACAGACAAUGUGAUUGAUGAUAUAGAGCGAGCAAUAGACGAUGGCGUCAACACGUUCAAAGCUCUGACCAAGGAUCCCAGAAUGGUCCCAGGGGCUGGUGCCACAGAAAUAGAGCUGGCGAAACAAAUUAGUACUUUCGGAGAGAGUUGUCCAGGCCUCGAGCAGUACUCCAUUGUGAAGUUCGCUGAGUCACUAGAAGUUGUUCCAAAAGCCCUGUCAGAAAAUGCUGGAGCAAAGGGCACUGAAAUCCUAUCCAAACUGUAUGCAGCUCACCAGGAAGGAAAGCAGAGCGUGGGCGUGGAUGUGGAGUCCGUCCCUGUUGGGGUGAGAGAUGCGCUGGAGACAAACAUUAAGGAUCUGUACAUCAACAAAUACUGGGGAAUGAAGUAUGCCACAACGGCCGCCUGCACAGUCCUCAAAGUAGACCAGGUUAGUAUAAGAAACCAGGUCGCCAGGCACUUGAGAAAUCUUUAUAUAUAUAUAUUUACAUUUUACUUCCAUUUCUGUUGGAAUUCCCAGUCAUUAUCUAUCAAGAUUCCUAUGCACAUUGUUCACAUUCAGGAGGAAAUGCCCAUCAUUUAAAGUGGUAAAUAUAGCGGCGGUAAAAACUUAGGAAAUGUGAAUACUUCCUGUUGUUUCUCAUUUAUUCUUUACUCAUGUCCAGAUGAAGGUUUUAUAACACAGAGGUUGCAGUAAUUCCCUCCAGGUUCACAUCAAAACAUGGUCAAGACAAGUUGAUUCCAGGAUUCAGGGGUGUGAGUUUUCCUCUUUUCAGAGAAAUCCUCUGCUUUGCUCCUGUUUUGAAAAAAUGAAACACUCUGGAUUUGAUCUAAGGUGGCAGAAAAUGAUAUUUUUCCAGGUGGGGUGAGGU
Ostrea edulis (European flat oyster) is the source of this 2052-nucleotide messenger RNA. RefSeq names its product T-complex protein 1 subunit theta-like. NCBI's taxonomy places the organism in Eukaryota, Metazoa, Mollusca, Bivalvia, Ostreida, Ostreidae. Gene Ontology annotation, molecular function: ATP binding; ATP-dependent protein folding chaperone; ATP hydrolysis activity. Gene Ontology annotation, biological process: protein folding. The record is from RefSeq and is a predicted model, not a curated record. The transcript is spliced from 15 exons. Bases 42 to 1763 code for a protein of 573 amino acids. Gene Ontology annotation, cellular component: chaperonin-containing T-complex.